Astyanax mexicanus (Mexican tetra) is the source of this 6443-nucleotide messenger RNA. RefSeq names its product slingshot protein phosphatase 1a (gene ssh1a). The transcript has 15 exons. Lineage: Eukaryota; Metazoa; Chordata; Actinopteri; Characiformes; Acestrorhamphidae. Gene Ontology annotation, molecular function: protein tyrosine/serine/threonine phosphatase activity; actin binding. Gene Ontology annotation, biological process: negative regulation of actin filament polymerization; protein dephosphorylation; actin cytoskeleton organization. Gene Ontology annotation, cellular component: cytoplasm. The record is from RefSeq and is a predicted model, not a curated record. Bases 369 to 3419 code for a protein of 1016 amino acids.
CAGCAGCAGCAGCAGGGUUGGUUAACUCUCUCUGGAAUUCAGAUUUCACCGCUUGGCGCUGUGAGCGCUCCGAGCAUCUCCCCCAGCAGCACAGACCCGCAGCGCCCCGCUGAGCCUCCAGCAGCUCGCUGACCUUCCAGAAGCCGGCCGGGCGUUCAGCCUUCAUGUACCGAGCAGCGCUCAGCCUACAGCUCGGCUGCAGAGCCUCCGUCUGCGGGCGCUGGGAACGCUAGCUAGCCGCUCUCGGCAGCAGUAUGGAUUUCUAACGGCGGGGGAGCCGGUUACUGAUCCUGGGAGUGCGGGAAUCGGGGAAAUAGCGAGAUUGUGAGCGGAACAGCCGGGCAGGAGCAGGGGGCAUCUCCUCAGCCAUGGCUCUGGUAACGCUGCAGCGGUCUCCCACCCCCAGCGCUGCCUCCACCGCCAGCACCAGCACCACCAACGCGGCGGACACCACGGACUUUGGCAGUGAUGAUGAAAGACGACUAAAUCAAAGUCUGAGUGAGAGUUUCUUCAUGGUAAAGGGGGCAGCACUGUUCCUACAGCAGGGCAGCAGUGCACAGGGUCAGAGGCCACACCCCCAUCACAAACAUGCAGGAGAUUUACCUCAGCACUUGCAGGUAAUGAUCAACAUUCUUCGCUCUGAAGACCGAAUCAAAUUGGCGGUGCGGUUGGAGAGCGCGUGGUCGGACAGGGUGCGGUACAUGGUGGUGGUUUACACGAGCGGCAGGCAGGACACGGAGGAGAACAUCCUGCUCGGGAUGGACUUCAGCAACAAAGACAGUAAGAGCUGCUCUAUAGGGAUGGUGCUGCCGCUCUGGAGCGACACGAAGAUCCAUCUGGAUGGAGACGGGGGAUUCAGCGUAAACACUGCCGGCCGCACGCACAUCUUCAAACCUGUGUCUGUACAGGCCAUGUGGUCGGCGCUGCAGGUGCUACACAAGGCGUGUGAGGUUUCACGCAGGCAUAACUAUUUCCCCGGGGGAAUGGCCCUGACCUGGACAGGCUACUAUGAGAGCUGCAUCUCCUCUGAGCAGAGCUGCAUUAAUGAGUGGAACGCCAUGCAGGACCUGGAGACGCUGCGGCCAGACUCGCCUGCAUUGUUCAACGACAAGCCUACAGAGAGGGAAAGAACGGAAUGCCUCAUCAAAGCCAAACUCAGAAGCAUCAUGAUGUUCCAGGACCUGGAGAACGUGACCUCCAAAGAGAUUCGUAACGAGCUGGAGCAGCACAUGAACUGCAACCUGAAGGAGUACAAAGAGUUUAUCGACAACGAGAUGCUGCUGAUCUUGGGGCAGAUGGACAAAGCCACGCUCAUAUUCGACCACCUGUACCUGGGAUCUGAAUGGAAUGCGUCCAAUCUAGAGGAGCUGCAGGAGAGCGGGGUGGGCUACAUCCUGAACGUCACAAGAGAGAUCGAUAACUUUUUCCCCGGGACGUUUUGCUACCAUAAUGUCCGCGUGUACGACGAUGAAACCACGGAUCUCCUGGCCCACUGGAACGAGACGUACAACUUCAUUGUCAAAGCCAAGAAGAACCAGUCUAAGUGCCUGGUCCACUGUAAGAUGGGCGUGAGCCGCUCUGCGUCUACAGUCAUUGCCUACGCUAUGAAGGAGUACGGCUGGUCUCUGGAGAAGGCCUACACCUUCGUCAAACAGAAACGCAGCAUCACGCGGCCCAAUGACAGCUUCAUGAGACAGCUGGGGGAAUACGAGGGCAUUCUGGACGCCAGCAAGCAGCGGCACAACCGUCUGUGGCGUCCGGACGCUGAGUGCGAUCACCCAGACUGCCAGCAGGCUGCUGCUUCCUGCUGCAGUGACCCAGAGGGCGUGACCCCCGGCACCACCCCGUGCUGUGAAGCCGCCGCCCACUCUUCCCCCCUCGCGCUGGAACUGGAUCCUGCCAACCCCCAGAACUACAACUACUACUUCCGCCGACUGUCUGAUUCAGCGCUGGACAGCGACCCCUCCACCCCGGUCCGCGCUCCGCCGCUUCUGGAUGUGGACCGCGUCUUCAUCGAGAUCGAGGACGUGGAGCGGGACGCCCUCCUGGACGACGAGAGCUUCGAGGGUCGGGAUGGUCUUCCGCUGCCUCGCUUCGCUCCCGGAGAGGGAACAGCGGCGCAGACCUGCUCACGAGGGUCAGAGCCUCUGGAGGAGCUUCGUUUGCGUCUGGAGUUCAGUACUGUGGAGGAAGAGGACGAGGAGGAGGCGCAGAAAGAGCAGGAGGAGAUGGAGGCAUUGGCUGAGGGUGGGAGGAGAGCCGGGGGAGGAGCUAAAGAGGAGGAGGAGUGUGAGGAGAGCGGGAUCGAUCUGGGAAGCAUAAAUCACCUCUGUAACGAAAACUCCAACAACAACAAUCACCUCAGAACACGGAAUAGCCUCGCUGAGAGCAUCCUUAAGAAGCAGCCGUGCAAACUCAGACCAGCACCCAGCUGUCCAUCCACGUCCAAACCCAGUCGCAUCACUCACUCUGAUUCUUGUGGACGAGGCCUUGCCCCUGUACCUCCCCGUAAUGUGCCCAGUAUCUCAGUUGAGGUGCCACCCUGUGCCAACAUGCCAUUCUUGCCCAUAACGCCCAGUCUGCUGCGGGCUUGUGGCCCUUGCUGUGAUUGUGCCAAGUGUGGCAAGGCAGCUCCCAACCUGUGCCUUGAUCCGGCCGUUCCAGACAAGCCAGAGAGCCAAUCACAGAACAGCACAGAACAGUCCCAGGUGGGAGAGGACAGUGUGUUGGGGAAGGCGGUUGAGGGGAAUGGAUGUUUAAGGGGAAGAGACAAGGCAGGGGAGGGUUUGACCGGCAUCCCCAGGGAUGGAGCUUUAAGUCUUGGAUCAGAGAGACCUCAGCAGGAGGCUCUGGUGCACCUUCAGAGGUCUGGCCUGGUUCGACGGCGAGCCGAACGCCUGGAGAAGCUUUCCGGUCUGUUCCAGGAGCGCUCAAGAGACCAUGCAUUGAAGACCCCAGAGCAUUCUGGGUCAGACCCUUCCUCUGGAGCUUUCGGAGCACAAGCCGAUACGUCUUUAGACGCUUUACCGCUCACAAAUGAGUCCUUGUUAGCUGCUCUUGGAUCCGGGGGCUUGACGCCGAUAUCUUCGCCGCAUGGCUCCACGCUCACACGCAGCUCCAGCAGUGACAGUAUCCGCAGCGUGCGGGGGAAGCCUGGUCUGGUACGGCAGCGGGCGCAGGAGAUCGAAGCUCGCAUGCGUCUGGCCGGCCUCACAGUACCCUCGCGCCUCAAACGAUCCAACUCACUCGCCAAGCUGGGCAGCCUCACCUUCUCUUCAGAGGAUUUGUGCUCCUCAGCAUGCUCCUCCGAUGCCGGGACCCUCCUGCUCCUGUCGCUGUCACCAGAGCCCGGGCACGCCAUGAGCCCAGACUGGCUGUUUAGUCCUGGGGGAGCAGGGCCAGCUGAGCCCAGAAGCUGACCUCUAGGGUCAGGGAUUUCUGUGAGAUGUUGCCCUGUUUGGUAGAGUUUCUCUGCACAAGGAUUUCCUUCCUGAAACCUCUUCCUCUUAAAUGGCGACGCCCUCAGAGGGAGCUGAGGGAGGACGGUACUGUACAUGAACUUAAAAAACAAAGAAAGACAGACCUUUUAAACACUAUGAAGCUAAAAAUAUGCUAUUUAAAGAAAAAGAGAGAGAUAGCCAAAUAUUUUAAGAACGCAAAAGCAGUGGAUCCCAAACCUGGUGCUGGAGGACUCCAUGACACGCAAGGGUUCAUUCAACUAAUCAAUCAAUUAAUUAACAAGAGCUUCACGAGCUGGUGAAGUUUGGGUGAAGGUGUGCAGGGUACUCCCAGAUCAGCGUUGGGAACCGCUGGUUUAAAGGCUUUUGUUGCAUGGAGCUAAGGCUGAAUGUGUGUGACAAAAAAAAACAAACAAAAAAACCUGUAGAGCACUUGCCGCUCCUUGGCCAAAUCCUUGAAGACACCAUUGCUUAGGUUCAACCCUUUUACUCUUCCUACUGGUCUGCUGUGAGGCGGAACCAAGCAGCCAUAUUUCCCGAGGCCGGAGAGAUUGUUACCUGCUUUUUCCAUUCAUGCUCCAUCUCUGUCCCGUUUCAGUGUGAAUCACAUCUUCCUGCUGACUACGAACAACCUUUAAAACACAGUCCUUCCGGACAGCCAGGGGAAAGGGACGUCCGGAUCAUCGCUGGUGACUCUUUCUGUGCUGACAGGCUUCUACAAUGUUGGGGGAGGUGGGAAAGUAGACAAUUCUGCUCAAAUCUCUGUGCUGUUCUCCUGCUUGGUAUAUCUGAAAAAGUUGCUGGAGAUGUUUAGCUGUACAUUCUCGUGGUCUGCGACCCAUAGUACAUUUUAAUUAGCCAAAAUCUUAACACUCCAGACAUGUUAGUGACUUGAUUUUGAAUUUUCCAAAAUAUUCGAUCUAACAAAAAACACUAGGCUGCAUCUACAUUUGAACAUUUACAACCUUUUGAGAUCCGUUGUUUGAAAAGUUCAAAACCUUUCAAAUGUUUAAAAUAUUCAAACACUUCGUUUCGGUUCCUUAUGGUGCUCUUCUUUGCUGUAAUGUGAAAAAACAAACAAACAAAUAUCAAAGCACAGAUAUCUUCAGCGCAUAUUACUUCACAUAUUUUGCAAGAAAUUAGGUCACUUCAACACUACACUUUGAGAAUAGAGCUUUGAAACUUGAGUUUUCUUAAAGUCUUCUCUCUAAUGAAGCUUCUUACCUGAGGAUCAGAUCUGCAGUCCCUUCAGAGAGGGAGGUUAUUAAAGCCAGUGAAAGCCAUACUCCAGUCACCCGUCACGUUCAAGGCUGGUUCUCGAAUUCGAUGCGUGACAGGUUCUGUCGUCUCAUCUGCUAUUUAUCAUCUGCAUUGGCCUAUUUAAAAAAAGGUGGAGGAGGGGUGGAAACCAUUUCAUUUUAUUUUCUGGGGACCAGAAGCUGCUUGACUGUCGAGAUUUAAAGAAGCUUCAAUAUUGAUCAAAGCUGAAAUUCAGAUUUUUUUUUUUAAUUCCCAGAAAAUAUUUAAAGGGCUCAUAUCAUGGAAACAGUUAUGUGUCAUUUUAGUGCUGUGGGGCUGGAUGUCUUUUCAACACACCUAAUUCAAGGCACAUUUUUUUAUUACCAGGUUUAGUAGCUCUGUUACUCUGUAUUCACACUAGCAGGCCAUAGACCAAUAAGAGAACAGUUACCUGUACAGUUCAAUUACAGAUUUCACCAGUUGUGUUACUUCCGCCAAAAUAAAACAUCCUUAUAUAUAAAUCCAAAGGAUGCUGUUAUAGAUGGAAAAAUCAAGUGAGUAUGUAUUGGUAUCUGCAGAUUUUUUUUGCCAAAAUAUCCCCAUAUCUCCUAUUUUUCUCCCAGUUUAGCUAGGCCAGUUGCCCCACCUAUUCAGCUGAUAUUCAGUUAUAUAUCAUCUAGGAUGUUGCAACACAAGGAGGGUGAAGACUAGCACAUGCCUCCUUUGAUACAUGUUAAGUCAGUAGACUUCUAAUGCAGCAUUAACAAGUAGCUCGGAGGAAAAUGCAGCAACUCGGUUCUGAUACAUCAGCUCACAGAUGCCUUGUGCUGAUCGACAUCACCCUUUGGAGUGAUGAGGGGAAAGAGCACCAUCUACCCACCAAUUGUGGGACCAAUUGUGCUCUCUCAGGGUUUCCGCACCUGAUGGCAAGCUGCAUGACUGGGAUUCGAACCAGCGAUCCUCUGUUCAUAGUGGCAGUGCUUCAGACUGCUCAACCACUCGGUACCCCUCAAUAAUUCCUUUUCUAAAAGUGGAUGUUGCAGUAGAGCAUCAUCAUUUCAGACCAAACAAAUGCUUUAUAUUCAGCCACGCCUUCAUUCUACCGUCGUCUGCUCCAAACUCUUAGCAUCGCUCUUAGCAUCGCAUAACCAAACUUGCCAAGGCUGAUUAAACCACCCCAACCUACACUGAGCAUGGCUGUUCUCAUGAUUAAACUGUCCCAUCCUUGCAGACGUGAUUUAGGGAGAUAAGUUGCAAUUAAUUUGAGAUUAUCUCAACAUUAUAAGAAUAAAUUAUGAAUUAGUGAAGCAACAUCAAUUCAAAAUCUUUGACAGACCAAUCGUAUAUAGGAUGCUAACUGGUCAUUCUGAUACACGCCCACACUCGAACACAGCCACAAGAGACAACCCCAAUUAGAUGUGUGUGUCUUGUCCCCUGCCAGAGUGAACGCAGGUUAAGAUCAGAAAAAAAUCAACAGACCAUACUGGACUCCGCCCCUCGUUGCCAAUUGCUGUCCACCCCUACUCCUAUGCAUACUGGAUAAUAUCCACAUAUGGAUAUUAAACUGUGAAUGUAUAUUUGCAUAUAUAUCUGCCUAUUCGGCUUACCGAUAUUUUAGCCCCACCCAAUCAGACCAGAGGUCAUUUUUAUGGAAGAAUGUAGGAUAUGGGCCCUUUAAGUUACUCCAAAUAGGCCUGUCACAAUAAUCCAUUAUUAUGUGUAUACUAGUGCAUUCAAAAAAUUAAA